Messenger RNA from Necator americanus (New World hookworm), 1707 nucleotides. RefSeq lists its product as uncharacterized. The record is from RefSeq and is a predicted model, not a curated record. The transcript is spliced from 8 exons. Bases 1 to 1707 code for a protein of 568 amino acids. NCBI's taxonomy places the organism in Eukaryota, Metazoa, Nematoda, Chromadorea, Rhabditida, Ancylostomatidae.
AUGCUGGGAGUGCGUAUCAAAGAGCAUUUGGCUGGUAAAAGGCGUGGAAGCACGAUUACACCAAUAGGGCGCCACAAGAUUGAGCAACAUGAUGGAAGCUUGGCAAGGAGAGAGGAGGAGUUUGAUGGGAUAUGCAUAGCAUCAAACACUUCGAUCCAUUUCAAGGCUUUUGAUAAAGAGUUGUCGAUACGCAAAAUUCUCGAUCGAGAUGAUAGCCUGGAUUUGAAUAAUAAGCGAUCUGCAGUCCGUUCAUUGAAUAUUACUAUUGUUGUAGUUAUCAAUGACGAACGUCAGAUGGACGAGUACAGAUUUGCACUGGACACGGUACGGUGCUAUUCGUUCAUGCACAACUAUCCUUUUCGAAUUGUGAAAGGCGACGAAUAUCAACACUGUCGUCAUCAAGAUAUGAUGUUUCGUCGUCAUUGCGUCGUCGCUGAGGUACUCCAGACUACUGAUUGGGUGCUUUUCAUCGAUGCUGACAUUGGAGUUGUGAAUCCAACCAGGGCCGAUAUCAGAGUGAACCUCUGCUCUGGAAACAACUCUGAGAAGAGUGAAGAUCGCUUGGAUGUGAUCCACGGUUCGGCAGGAUGUAUGAGCCUACUCGCCUGGGCCACUUUCAUUUGCAACAGCUACUACGGUAUAAACAGGUUAAUAGAGGAAUACGUGGACACCCGUUUCGACAUCACCUUUUACGAUCGAUUUUGUAGUUGGGAAGUAGCCAUGGGAUGCUGCAAAGGAAACGCUCCCGAUUCUAUUGCCAAGGAAAAGUUUGUCUUUGCAUCUGUGGAAACAAAAUCCACAUACAAUUCUGUAUGUGUCGCGCGCAGCACUGGUGACUUCAACCAGGAAAAGCGUCUUAGAAGGAAGCUGCGUCGUCAACUGCAACAAGACCGCGAUAACGAGUGGACGUCAAGAGCGAUGGAGUUUGAGAAGGCGUGGGAGGACAGGAACCCGCGGAAAGCCUAUGCUCUACUAAAGCAAUAUAGCGGCAAAAUGAAAAGAUGUUCCCAUGUCCUCAACACUGCUAAUGGGGUAGCUGUCGGUGAAGCAACCCUUCCAAUUUGGAAGGAACACUUCAAGACCUUGCUGAACCGGCUAACACCGUCAGCUCCUGAACUUGAACACGUUCAUAGACCGACAUACGCGGUUAACGAGGAGCCACCGACCGUGUCGGAGGUCCUGGUCUGUAUUCAAAAAAUGAAGAAUGGAAAAUCUGGUGGAGACGACGGGAUUAGCGCAAAAAUGCUAAAAUAUCUUCCUCCGUCUGGGAUUCGUGAGAUGACAGAGAUCAUCCGUUCAAUAUGGAUAGACGAAAGGAUACCUGAUUCGUGGAGACACGCUAUCAUAAUUCCCCUCCACAAGAAGUUAUCCGUCACGGACCCCAGGAAUUAUCGAGGAAUCUCUUUGCUGCGUGUUAUGUACAAGGUAUUGGAGCGCAUUAUCCUGGACCGACUCAUUAAACAUCGCGAAGAAACAACGCGCGACGAGCAAGCUGGCUUUCGUCCUGGCCGAUCUACGAUUGACCAGGUGUUCAUCGUCAGGAGAGUGAUCAAAAUCUGGCAGCGGUAUUCGAAGCCAAUGCAACUAGCGUUUCUGGACUUUGAAGCCGCGUUCGACUCUCCUCACCGAGGCCGUCUUCUCAACGCGCUGAGCGCCGAUGGAGUACCAGGAAAGUUCGUUCGCUUGCUUGAUGACAUGAAUCAAUGA